AUGGCCCAGCCCGGGUCUCUCCGCACCGAAGCCUCCUGCUCGCUGUGCCUCGGCCUCUUCCAGGACCCCGUGUCCAUCCACUGCGGCCACAACUUCUGCCGGGGCUGCAUCGAGCGCUGCUGGGCGAGCUCCCGGGAGAGCUUCCCGUGCCCGCGGUGCCGGGAGACGGCCCCGGAGCGCAGCCUGAGGCCCAACCGGGAGCUGGCGGCGAUCAUCCGCAUCGCGCAGCGCCUCAGCCUCAGGGGGGCGGCCGGGGGGCGGCUGUGCCCGGCGCACGGAGAGGCUCUGAAGUUGUUCUGCGAGGAGGAGCAGAGCCCCGUGUGCCGCGUGUGCCGCCAGGGCCCCGAGCACCGGCUGCACGCCGCCGUGCCCAUCGAGGAAGCGGCGCAGGAGCACCAGGAGAAGCUCCAGGCUCACGCGCAGAUCCUCAGGGACAGGAGGGAGAAGAUGCUGGGGCUGAAGGCGGCGGAGGAAGGAAAAAGCUUGGACUUGCUGGAGCGGGUGGACGCGGAGCGGCAGCGGCUCCGCUGCCGGGUGCGGGAGCUGCACCAGCUCCUGGAGGAGCAGGAGCGGCUCCUGCUGGGCCGGCUGGCCGAGCUGGAGCGGGACAUCGUGCGGAGGCAGGAGGAGAACAUCAGCAGCCUCUCGGAGCAGAUCUCCUCCCUGGGCCAGCAGGUCCAGGAGCUGGAGGACAAGUGCCAGCAGCCGCCCUGGGAGCUCCUGCAGGACAGCAGAGACAUCCUCCGCAGGCUGGAGAAACAGAAUGACCCGGAGCCGGUGGAGACUCCCCCGGAGCUGGCAGAGGAACCCACGGAGCUGCCCCAGAAAAACUUCAGGCUCAAGGAGAUGCUGAAGAAAUUCCAAGUGAGCCUGACGCUGGAUCCGGACACGGCGCACCCGCGGCUCGCCCUGUCCGAGGACGGGAAGCGAGUCCGCUGGGAGGACACCCGCAGGAACAUCCCCGACCACCCCAAACGCUUCGACUCCUCCCGCUGCGUCCUGGGCCGCGAGGGCUUCGGCUCCGGCCGCCACUUCUGGGAGGUGCGGGUGGCCCACGGGGCCGCCUGGGCCGUCGGGGUGGCCAAGGAGUCGGUGCCCAGGAAGGGCCGGAUCAGCGUCAAGCCCGAGGUGGGGAUCUGGGCCGUGGGGCAGUGCGGGAGCCAGUGCCAGGCUCUCACGUCCCCCGCCGUCCCCAUCUCCCUGCCCGAAGCCCCCGAGGUGGUCGGGGUCUACCUGGACUACGAGGCCGGGCGAGUGGCGUUCUUCGACUCGCAGAGGGAGGUGCCGAUGUUCGCGUACCCUCCCGCGUCCUUCGGAGGGGAGCGGCUGCUGCCCCUGCUCUGCCUGGGCAGGGGCUGCCAGUUCACGCUGUCCCCCUGA
This is a messenger RNA of Sturnus vulgaris (Common starling), 1380 nucleotides long. RefSeq names its product E3 ubiquitin-protein ligase TRIM39-like. NCBI's taxonomy places the organism in Eukaryota, Metazoa, Chordata, Aves, Passeriformes, Sturnidae. Gene Ontology annotation, molecular function: zinc ion binding; protein binding. The record is from RefSeq and is a predicted model, not a curated record.